GGGCGCCGCGGGCGGGAAUGUUGCAUCACUGCAUCGCGCAGCUUGUUUGAAAAUACGCGCAAUGGCUGUACUACGCACGGAUCUGAACGCUCGCGACGAGAUCUCGACGCGUAGCAAUGACAGAACGAACGGGAACAGAUUCGCGCGUCGCAGAAUGGACAGCAGAAUAUUCCUCCCGAGGACUUCCAGGUGUGCACAUUCCGUCUACUGUCCGUAUAGUGAACCACAACGUCGUAGACCGUUGACAUCGUACGUGCGUCGUUUGAGUCUGCAAUAUGAGCACAACUGGCAAGCUUUUGCCGACAGUAACAAGAUUCACAAUUCACCAAUACAACCCGAGUACAAAAGCUGUGUAAGCUUCAGAAGGGAGAGCUCCGAGUACAAGAGCUGUAUAAGCUUUCCAAGAGAGAGAUCCUUCGAAGAGCCCUCGAAGAGGAGCUUUUCAGCGGGGGCCAGAAAAAGCUGUUGGUCAUCUCAGAUUAAACGAGCUAGAAAAAGAUUGUCUUAUCUAUUACCGGUAUCUUCUCUCGCCAAGGUAAUAGCAGGUGUUGUUGUUGGUAUAACUAUAGGAAUAACUGUUUAUACAUAACAGAAAGAGGUACAAAUGAAAAAACAAACCUAGCAUAGCUCGAUUGUUUACAUUGGAGUUGGAUAUUUUGAAGCAAGAUAUGUACUAUACAAUCAAGGUUCAGUCAAAUAUUUGUUACAGCAAUUAUUUAUUAUCAUACUCGGUCUAAUCUAUGUGGCGCUAAUUUAUUUCGUGCAACAAUUGGAUAUUCUUUCUCUAAAAUUAUAUAUUACGAAAUAAUGAUUUAGAAUUAAUUUUUUUUAUAAUCUAUUUUUUUAUAACCAAUUGUACUUAUAUAUGGUUAUGUAAACUGUUAUUAUUAUUACUAUUA
This is a messenger RNA of Wasmannia auropunctata (little fire ant), 899 nucleotides long. RefSeq lists its product as uncharacterized. Lineage: Eukaryota; Metazoa; Arthropoda; Insecta; Hymenoptera; Formicidae. The transcript is spliced from 3 exons. The record is from RefSeq and is a predicted model, not a curated record. Bases 62 to 589 code for a protein of 175 amino acids.